AGGCGGGAUCCGCGCCCGCGCGGCAGUUCAGCAGCGAUUGGAACUCGAACCUGCCGCCGCCGCCGCCGUGGGCCGGGCUGCCUGGGACGCUGCUUCCGCCCGAGGAGCCCAGCGGCCGCCCCUCGAUGGUCCUCCGGGGGCUCGGCAUCACGGCGGGCGGCCGGUCCCGGGGACCCGGCCAGACCGGAGACAGGCUUCCCGGCCCGUCAGCCUCUUCCGCUUCCGCACUGCCAUCCCGGAGGGCGGGCCGAGGAGCCGCAGAGCACGAUUGUGACACCUGGCGGAGACGUGGGAGGGAACCGGGAGAGCCAGCUUGAGCAGAGAUUUCUUGCCCGGGAGUGUUCCUGCCGGACAAGGAAGUUGUGUACCUUGGAGUCUACCUUCUGAAUCAGUACCUGGAGACAGACUGCUUUCCCUCUGUGUUCCCUAUUGUGAUUCAACAGAGCAUGAGAUUUGAGAAGGUAUUUGAAGAGGCAAUAGAUCCUGGAGCUGUCGCAGAACUUUUAGAAAGCUUCCUAACCAGGUUUGAAUUAGUACAGCUAGUGUCUCCAGCAUGGGAAGAGUUGGCCUACUAUGAAGAAAACACCCGAGACUUCCUAUUCCCUGAGCCCAAGCUGACAUCCUCACACCUUGGCAUGCAGAGGGAGGUGCUCAUGAAGACGGCUAUUUGGUUUCCAGGCAUUGCUCCCAAACUAGAGUUUUCUACAAGGACAGCCAUCCUAGAAUGUGUGUUCCCGAGUAAAAACAGAUUUUUUUCUGAAGAAAGAUGUAAAUUGCAAAGAUCUUUCUCAAAAUCGUAUGAACAAAGAGUCCAGGCAAAUAACAGGAAAAAGAAGCCAAAGGAGAAAAAUUCUGACCAACUCCCCAAAGGCACACAGUCCCGGGGACCCUCCCCUCAGCGUCUCCAUCUCCAUCGGCCGACUCAACGGAACCAUGGAAAAAGUUUCAAGUUCCCGGGAGAAAGGAAGCCUCCAUUUGUGGUUAGACAUGUGGACAGUGGAAACCCCUUUGGUGAAAAUAAUUUGGAGCACCGUUCACAGAAGUCCAGAAGAAAACCUAAAUUUAUAAACUUUGAUCUUUCAAAGAGAAGAGCAUCUUCUCUUGACAGUCUGGAGGCAAACAUAAAGGUUAUCAGAGAGCCAGACGAGCGGAUUGUCUUAAAGAGUCAGCCACCACCACCUUUAGAUUCAAGUGAGUCCAGAAAGCCCAUGCUCAGUCACCAAGGGGAUGUCGAGUUCCACCCCGAAACUUCAGUUACCACCUCCCAGAUCUCCAGACCUUCUAGUCAUCUGGAUCAGCCUCUUCUCCAAGAAAGGUUCCAGCCUUGUUCUCAGUCCGUGUGGCAGAAGUUCCACGAGAGGAUACACAGCCUUCUGACAUCCCACAGAGCCCACCUAAAGGAAGACUUUAUCUCUGAAACAAAUUCUAUCCAUGAAAGACCAAGCUACCCUCUGAAGAAACACUUACUGUGUGAGGAGAGAUAUUUUUAACUACUAUCUCAUGGGAACAUGAAUGAAGGAGGAGGAAGAGUUCACUCUUGGAGACGCUGACAGGAGAACAGCGUCUGCUGUUGUCUGGGUUGACUUACUGGUGCCUAGCCCUUGUUAAUUCAAACCUUAUACUCGGUCUUUUGUGCCCAAGGUAAGAAUUGUUGAUUAAAUUCUGUCUGGGGCUUUCAUUCGCUUGUCACCUGGAGAGUUUGUGUCUUCCGUUGUGUUUAUUUUGAGCAUGAAAAAUAGAAAAAAAUAAUAGAAGUAUAUCAGGGGCUUUUCCAUUUGCAAAUCAUUUUUAAAAAUUGUAACAAACACAUUAAAAAUAAAAAAAAAUGUAACAAAAAUGUCUUAUGUGAGACAGGGAGUUGAUUAUUUUGGGAGAUAACCUGAUAAGUCAGCUGGGGAAAGGGCCAUCAACUUGGCUUUCUCUUUUUGAUAAAUCUGAUCUUGUGUUUAACUUUUUAUGUUAAGCUCAAACGGCAUCAAGUCCCUUAUUAAAUCCCAAGAAAACGAGUAUUAACAUCCGAAAAGUUCAGAUCUCAUUUUAACGCUUAAUUUUCUAAGAUAAAUUCUCAGGAGGGAUUAAUUUCUGUAGUUUAAACCAUUUCCUCUCCCUAUCUCCCCUUGAUAAAUUCUUAAUAAAUAUA
Grammomys surdaster is the source of this 2140-nucleotide messenger RNA. RefSeq names its product spermatogenesis associated 6 like (gene Spata6l). The record is from RefSeq and is a predicted model, not a curated record. NCBI's taxonomy places the organism in Eukaryota, Metazoa, Chordata, Mammalia, Rodentia, Muridae. Bases 447 to 1490 code for a protein of 347 amino acids. The transcript is spliced from 13 exons. Gene Ontology annotation, biological process: spermatogenesis. Gene Ontology annotation, molecular function: myosin light chain binding.